Messenger RNA from Malus domestica (apple), 2947 nucleotides. RefSeq names its product protein ALP1-like. The record is from RefSeq and is a predicted model, not a curated record. NCBI's taxonomy places the organism in Eukaryota, Viridiplantae, Streptophyta, Magnoliopsida, Rosales, Rosaceae.
AAAUUUUGGAAUCCAAUUCCAAAAUGUGGCUGAUUUGGAUUCCUAAGAUAUAGAAGGUAUUGGGAUUCCGGGUGGCUUGGGCAAUCCACUUGAUAAUUUUUUUCCCUUUAUGCCCUCACUUACUUUCAUUAUUUUCAAGAUUAUCCUUUUUUAACCUAGACUUAUUUUUCUUUCACCCAGCUCAUUUCUAUCUUCUCUCAGCCGCCUGUCUUCUCUCAACCGGAGCUCUCGUCACACAUACGGCUAGAAAAGGGGAGUGGAGGAGGAGGACUAGAGGAAGCACAGCUCAGACUGUGAGUUGGGUUUUGCUCAGAUUUCUUGCUUGUGCAUUAGACUAAUGGCUCGUCUAAGUUUGUCCACAAAGAAGAAAGUACAUGCUGCGUUGAAUGUGUUGAUUGUCUAUCUUCGAACUAUAUUUGUUGCAUGUGCUACUUCUUGUUUCUAUUCUUGGUAUCAUUUCCAAAAGCACCUUAGAAGUCCCUCACCUUGUCAAACAGUUAUAAGAGUUUACAAGCAAUUAGAAUACUUACAUGGUUUAAUUUAUGAGAGUGAUGUGACAUGUAUUGCUGAACUACGAAUGGAUAGACGAUCCUUUCAUAGAUUAUGUCAAGUUCUUGUGACUAGAGGACAUCUACGAGCUACUCGAAAUGUGUCUAUAGAGGAGAUGGUUGCAUUUUUUCUAUACAUUCUUGCACACCAUCUUAAGAAUCGCACAAUCAACCACCACUUUAGAAGGUCUGGUCGAACAAUUAGUAAGUAUUUCCAUGAGUGUAUUAAAGCAAUGAUUCGAUGCCAAAAGGAUUUCUGGCAAACACCUGAGCCUAUCCCUGAGAACUCAACUGACACAAAGUGGAAAUGGUUUAAGAAUUGUUUAGGUGCACUAGAUGGAACACCUGUUAAGGUGCAUGUACCAGAAUGUGAUAAACCAAAGUACAGAACAAGGAAAAAUGAAUAGCAACGAAUGUUUUAGGAGUCUGCACUCCGGACAUGCAGUUUAUAUAUGUUUUACCUGGAUGGGAAGGGUCCGCACAUGAUGGUCGAGUUCUUAGAGAUGCUGUGACUAGGAGAAAUGGAUUGAAAGUCCCUAAUGGUUGUUACUAUUUGGUUGAUGGUGGCUACACAAACGGAAAAGGUUUUCUUGCACCUUAUAGGCGAACUCGUUAUCAUUUGAAUGAGUGGAGAGAUGGUUAUCGUCCUACAACACCGGCUGAGUUUUUUAAUAUGAAACACUCAAGUGCUCGGAAUGUCAUUGAAAGGUGUUUUGGGCUAUUGAAAAUGCGUUGGGGAAUCCUUAGGAGCCCAUCCUAUUACGACAUUAAGACACAUCGUCGCAUAAUUUCAGUGUGUUGUAUGCUCCAUAAUUUUAUAAGGAGGGAGAUGGUUGUAGAUCCUAUAGAAGCCGAUGCGGAUGGGCAAUUUCAAGAUGGGAAUUCAGAUGCAAAUAACUAUAUUACCACUGUUGAGUCCUCAGAUGAGUGGACUGCAUGGAGGGAUAACCUUGCCCAAGAAAUGUGGAACAAUAGGGCGGUUCAUUGAGUUGGUGUUUGAUGUGUUUGUAAUCAUAAUCAUUUGGAAUGCUUAUGUCUAAUACUGUUUGUGUAAUAACAUUUGGAAUGUUGUAUUUGUUUCUAAGUUAAGAAAGACAUCCUAUUUGUAAUUGAAAUCAUUUGAAAUGCUUAUGAUUUCUAAUAUUGUUAUGUAGAAUGGCUUCUGUUUCAUCUGUGAAACGAGGAAGGGGACAACAGAAACACUAUUGGACAACUACUGAGGAUACAAUAUUGGUUGAAUCAUUGCUUGAGUUGCAUGGUGACCCGACUUGGCGAGCUGACACUGGUUUUAAGAAUGGUUAUUUAGGGAAGAUAUAAGUUAUGAUGGAAGCCAAACUCCCAAGAUGCGGAUUAAAGGCGUCUCCCCACAUUGAAUCACGCAUCAAGACUUUGAAGGCAAAAUAUUUUGCCUUAACUGAAUUGCUAGCUCUCAGUGGGUUUGAGUGGAAUGAAGAGAAAAUGAUGUUGGCUUGUGAGAAAAGUGCGUAUGACGAGGCUACGAAGGGUAAAAAGGAUGCAAGUGGAUUGUACGAUAAGCCUUUUCCGCACUACCACAGUUUGGGAGAGAUUUAUGCAAAAGAUCGUGCUGUGGGUGCAAAUGCUGGUAACGCUGAUGACGAUGAAGAAGAAGUUAGACUUGAAGAUGCCAAUGUCAAUCAACAUGAAGGUGAGGAUGAAAGUGGAAAUGACUUUGAUACUUCUUUCUCAGUACCAAAUACCCAACAACAAAGGAAUGCAGAAAGUAACACAUCAAACAUUAGUCGCAAAAGGGCAAGAGUAGCGGAUGAAAUGGCCAAGCAAUUCUCUAUUAUGGCUAAAGCUAUAGCCGAUGUGGGACCUAAGAUUGAUGGUCUAGUUCAUGCACUGUCAACCAAUAUAAAUCUGACCGAAAUGCAACAAAAACUUGACAGUGAGUUGACCAAAAUGGAGUUUUUGUCUCCCAUGGAUUUAUUUAAAGUCACUAACUUCUUGGCCAAAGAACAUGACCUUUUGAGGGUGUUUUUCAACAUGUCUGAUGAAAGGAAGAGUGCAUAUGUGACUACUUUGUUGCAGACUUGGAUGCAUAACGACAUCUAAGUGAUGGUCCAAAUAAUGUGAAUGCUAGUUUUUUGCUAUGACGUGCUUACUGCCAUGAUGACAUAUCAGGGAAAAUUGUGAAUGUUUUGUAAAUCUAAUGACUUAUUAGAUGACACCAUAAUGGUGAAGAACUACUUUUUGUUGAUAUUAUGAUGUUUAGGCAGGUUAAGAAUAUUUUGUUGACAAUCUGAUGUGUAGGCAGGUUAUGAAUAUUUGAUAAUAUGAUGCAUACGCAGGGUAUGACAAGUUUGCUUAGGUUGGUUAUGGUGGUUAGAUAGAUGUACUUUAAUGUAAAAUAUUAACUUUAAUGAAGUUAUUUCCUA